Cladocopium goreaui is the source of this 1699-nucleotide messenger RNA. Lineage: Eukaryota; Dinophyceae; Suessiales; Symbiodiniaceae. The record is from the annotation of a GenBank genome assembly.
AUUUGAUCCACGCGUUUGCAAAGCCAUGUCGUUCGAGUCCAAAAUCAAACAUUUGGAAGAAACAGUGUCUGCUGGAAUUCAUGAAGUGUACACAGGCCUAAAUCGACCGGACUACGGUGUGCCUCCAAAACUAGGAGGCGAUUCACCUGAGCAAAUAAAUUGGUUGGUAAUAUUGGUGAUGAUUGCUGUUUGUGUAUCCAUCGGUUUGGGAAUAUAUUUUGACAACAAAUGCCGUGGAACGAUGAUGGAAGGCCGUCCAAGGUUUUGGUCUAUACUACUUUUGCUGGCAAGCUACUUGCUGUUGAUUCCUGGAUUGAUCAAUCCAGUCUUCAGCUUCAGCAUUGUCAUUAACAUCAUUGGUCACAGGAAGGUCGUGGAACCAGAAACUGGUCAUCCAGUUUGCACGGAGACCACAAAUGGUCUUGCUCAUUUGCUUUGGAAAACUGGAUCCAAAAUUGGAGCAUUUUUGGUCAUUUUGUUCUCGAUGGUCAUACCAGCAAUAGAGCUUGUCAUGCUCAUACUCGGCGAGGUUUUCCGGUUUGGUUCUGCCAAAUGUGCAGAAAUUUUUCGGUGGGUUAUCAUUUGGGUGCAGCAUCGGUCGAAAUGGGCCUCUCCCGACAUGUUUGCCUACAUCCUCUUGGUUGAUCUUGUUCGUACGCUGGAAGUCGAAUCGCUUAUUCUCUCGAGGGCAAGGCUUGAAAUUGGUUUUUCGUGCUUCAGCACCUUCGUGGUCACAGCCACGGUCUCGUCAUUGGGCAUUCCUUUCCCGCAGGUGCAAUUGGCAGAGGAGCGUCCCACGGCACCAAUCCUACUACGUUUAUUCGGUCGCAAAGGAAUUGCCGCCAUUGCAGCAUUGUCAACUAUGCUCUUCCUGCCCGUUUUUCUGAAAGGUUUGUAUUCUCCGUGUAUGUCCUUUCACAUUGAAACCAAGCAGCUCUUUCCACCUUACGGCCCUCUACCAGAGGCUGCGAAGCCAGCUAUUGAUAUCUUGGAUUUGAAGGACCUACUGAAGUCAGAAACAAGCAUCGCCAGCUGCAUUCAGGAUUACAUCGCCAGGCUUCCAGAAUGGGAAGCAAACACAUUUAUUUCACUGGCCCUAAUGGUAUUCUGCGUUGUGGGCUUCACGUUGGUGGACAUGAUAUUCUUGAUGUUUGCAGCAAUAGAGUUGGCGUUUGGGUCAGCUUUUCAGAAUCCCUUGGCAACGUUGAAUGCGAAUCUUCGAGGUUAUCUUGGACACAGUUGGAUAGACAUGGCAAGAAUUCUUCGAAAACUCUCUAUGUUGGACGUUGCAAUGGUUGGCGUCUAUUUGGUCACAGUAUGUAUGUCUAUGUAUGCAAAAUAUGGCGUUGUAGUGUCCUUGGAGCAUGGUAUGAUGAUCUUGCUUGCCUCUGAGAUCGUACAUUCAAUCACCUAUUACAUCGUGGAGUCAGCUUGGAACCAUCAAGAGAUUGAAGAGGAGUUGAAAGAAGUUGAAGUCGACAAGUUGACAGAUGGAAUGGAUGGCACACCGCAAAAUAGCUGGUCGGCCAUAACAGGUUGCUGUUCCAACCGAUGGACUUUGUCUCCCGGACCUGCGUCCGCUUUCCCAAUGGGUCUACUUUCAUAGAAAGGGCCGGUCUCACAGAAAUUCUCAUGGAUCAGAGAGGAUCUCUGAUCCAUGCCCCUUGAAACAAAAAGGCAGUUGAUCAUGCUCGGAGGC